AUGGAGAUCAACAACUUUACUGGACUGACUUAUCUCCAAUUAGGAAAUAAUAGCUUCGUCGGUUAUGUACCCCCAAACAUAUGCAAAGGUGGAGCUCUAAAGUACCUCACUCUUUACAUGAGCAACUUCCAAGGUCCCAUUCUCAUGACCUUGAAAAACUGUACGACACUAGAAAGGGUUCGUCUUGAACACAACCAUCUCACCGGAGAUGUAUCUCAAUGUCUCGGAGUGUAUCCCCAUCUUUCUUAUAAGGAUUUGAGCUUCAAUCUAUUCUCCGGUACGCUCUCACCAGACUGGGCAAAAUGGCACGAUCUGACGCUCCUCAGAAUCUCAAAUAACAACAUCACCGGAGUCAUACCCACCGAGUUUGGACAGUUGACGAAACUGGGAGAGCUGGACCUCUCUUCCAACUACCUACAAGGAGAGAUCCCAAAGAGCUUCGGCAGCUUAACCCUUCUCUACAAUCUGAGCUUGGGCAACAACCAACUCGUCGGCCAUGUCCCUCUGGAGUUUGGAAUGCUGUCCAAUCUUGAACUGCUUGAUCUCUCAUCCAACAACUUGGCAGGAAGAAUCCCAGAUCAAUUAGGCAACUGCAUGAAACUCCGAUUGUUGAAGCUUAACAACAACAACUUCAGUGGAACCAUUCCUUUGGCCAUUGGUAAUCUGGUGUACCUUCAAGACACCUUUGACAUCAGCCACAACUCACUAACAGGGGAGGUUCCAUCCCAACUCAGCAAAUUGGUGGUGCUGCAAAGCCUGAAUCUAUCGCAUAAUUACUUGUCGGGUCAUCUUCCAUCUUCGCUAACGUAUAUGACGAGCUUGUCUACCGUAGAUGUAUCCUACAAUGAACUGGACGGCCCUGUUCCUGAUAGCCCAGCUUUCCGAAGAGCCCCGGCAGAGUGGUUUGCCCAUAACAAUGAUCUGUGUGGAGUUGUUCGAGGAUUGCCUCCAUGUGUUUCACUCGGUACUCCAACAACAGACGACCGAAGCAAGCGUCACAAAAAUGUUAUAGUAGCCAUCAUUGCUUCUGUGGUCUUCUUCCUUCUCUUGUUUAUAUUCAUUGGAGCAUUCCGCAAGAGAGAAAAAGAUACAGUACCUGUUGAUAAUAAUCACAUCAAAGAAGGUGCAUUCUGUAUAUUGAAUUUUGUUGGAAGAGACGUAUACAAGGACAUCAUCGAAGCCACCGAAGAUUUCGAUGCCAAGUACUGUAUCGGAAGCGGUGCAUACGGCAGUGUCUACAUAGCAGAGUUAGCAAGUGGGGAACUGCUCUCAGUGAAGAAGAUUCACCUACCAGACACUGAAGGUACAUGCGACGAGCAACCCUUUCAAACUGAGAUACAAACUCUUACUCAAAUUCGACAUCGCAAUAUCGUCAAGCUUUACGGGUUCUGCUCCUCUCCCCGACGCAAAUUUCUGGUGUACGAGUACAUGGAGAGAGGAAGUCUGGGAUCUGUCCUCCGAAGCGAGACUGCAGCUGAAUUGGACUGGGUGAAGAGGUUGAGCAUCGUGAAGGAUGUUGCUCGUGCUCUGUUCUACAUGCAUCAUGACUGCACACCGCCUAUCGUUCAUCGAGAUAUUACCAGCAACAACAUCCUACUUGAUUCAGAAUUCAAGGCUUGUGUUUCCGACUUUGGAAUUGCUCGACUACUGAAGCCAGAUUCAUCAAAUUGGACCAUGCUUGCAGGCACACGGGGUUACUUAGCACCAGAGCUUGCAUAUACAAUGAGAGUGACCACCCAAUGCGACGUGUACAGUUUCGGAGUGGUGACGCUGGAGUUACUGAUGGGAGAGUAUGGAGAAGUGCUCAUUUUCAUUCUGUUGUCUUCACCGAUCGACGAUAGCUUUGUGAAAGAUGUAUUAGACCGACGUCUACCCGUUCCGGAGGGUCAAGUUGCGGAUGAAGUAGUUGCAAUUUUGAGCUUGGCUCUUCGUAGCGUGGACAACCACCCUGAAUCACGCCCGACAAUGAAACAGGUCUCCGAGAAGUUAUGCGUGGUCAGAACACCCCCACCAAGCCUCCGAUCUAUUGAUGCAUUGAAGUUUUCUGACUUGAUGAGCGUGGAGAUAUGA
Molecule: messenger RNA, 2070 nt
Organism: Musa acuminata AAA Group (dessert banana)
Lineage: Eukaryota; Viridiplantae; Streptophyta; Magnoliopsida; Zingiberales; Musaceae
Product: MDIS1-interacting receptor like kinase 2-like
Exons: 2
Coding region: 1-2070 (689 amino acids)
Biological process (GO): protein phosphorylation
Molecular function (GO): protein kinase activity; ATP binding; protein binding
Source: RefSeq, a predicted model, not a curated record